Molecule: messenger RNA, 957 nt
Organism: Drosophila arizonae
Lineage: Eukaryota; Metazoa; Arthropoda; Insecta; Diptera; Drosophilidae
Product: speckle-type POZ protein-like
Molecular function (GO): protein binding
Source: RefSeq, a predicted model, not a curated record
CAAAAGUUCGAAAUAAUGAUUACUAAUUGGAUGCUCGACUCUUUGACCAAGAUUUUGCGUACCAAUUGCCAUGCAGACUGCAAAUUUAUUAUCGAAGCUGCGGAUGGAAGUAAGGUAUUUCUGUGCCACAAGCUGAUCUUUAGCUGCGCCUCUGAGGUGUUCGAUCGCAUGCUCUAUGGCAACUACAAUGAGUCCAGCAGCGGAGAAGUGAAGCUGAACGAUGUGGAGCCAGAGGUUUUCGAGAAAUUCCGUGAAUAUGUGUAUGGCUACAAUGACGAGAAACUUGAUUCUUACGACUUCGACACACUUGUGAAACUAGCAGAGUUCGGCAACAAGUACCUGGUAGAGUCCAUCAAGGAGGACUGUGUGCGACAUCUACUAUACCGCAAGGAAAUGUUCGACACAGACGAGCUUCUGCGUCUUUUCCAGUGCGCGCACACACUGAAUUACUCGUUGCUGAUCGACCAUGUCUCUCGUGACCUCAAGAAUCACGCCAAGAGGGUGCUCAACCACUCGGCCAUUUACCAGUUUAGCACAGAUGUGUUCAAAAGCUAUAUUGAGGUGGUCGAGAGCAGAMUCAGUGAGCCAGAGCGCUUCAACUUGAUUGAAAUGUACAUAAAGUAUAACGAUCUGUAUAACGAUGGUCCUGAUACUGCUGCUACAGACACUGAAAGUGAAGAUGAGAAAAUAGAUACUAAUGGACAGGUGGCUACUCCGGCAAUCGAAGGGAAGGGAAAAAUGAAUGGGGAGUAUAUUUCUGAGUUACUGGGGCUAAUCGACUUUUGCAAAUUCACGGCCAAGGACUUCUAUGAAGGACCUGGCAAAUCGAGCUUACUCACCUUGCCGCAAAAGUACGAGAAUCUCUAUAAGAUUGCCAGGAGUUGCUCACAUGCUUCCGGCCAGAAGGAACUAGAUCCCUUUUUCUCUUGCAACUGCUAUUCGUGUUACGGACAUUAA